UGGGAGGGCCAUUUGAUUUCAAAGGAGCAAUAACCAACCAUUAACAAAAUGCUAUGUCCAUGUCCAAAAGAGCCGCUUGUUGUGUUGUUCUUCAAUGUCUCAACCUCCUUCUACCUUCUUUUCCUCUUCUUCUACUUCUCUUCCAUUUUGCUUCCCAAGUUCUUUCAUCAUUUUCUGUGCACAAAAACAAUAUCCAACAGCAGCGACUAUGAAUACCAAGUUGGCUAUUCCGAAGAAGAGGAAGAAGAAGAAGAAAAUCAUGCAUACUACAGCACUGAGUGUACUGGGAAAGAGGAUCUGGUGGCCAACAUCAUUCAUGGUGGAGAAGCCCUAUCGUUUCUAUCCAUUAAAAACCUCGAGAAGAAUAAAACUCUUAUUGAAGAACGAACAGGGUCCGACGACAGCAUAUUCGAAGGCCUUCGAGAAAUAUUUUUCGAGGAACAAUUGCCUGUUUGUAGCUCACUUGCAUCAAAUUACGAACAUGAUAGUGAAGCUAAGGCUGACGAGACCUUUACCUCUAGUGAUACUGAUUCAUUUGCCACACCUAUGAAAUUGAACCGAGAUGAAAGGUGUGACAACGGAGAAGGAACAGACAACGAAAAUGCAGAGAGGAACUUGCCAGAAGAUGAAAAAUUUUUAAUAUUUGUGCCACCUCGGUUGAAAACCAGAAAGCUUGAAGCUCAAGUGAAGGAUGGCGAUGAGAUGUUUGGGGACUCGUUUACAGUUGGGUCAACGUCUAAGAGUUCUUCUGAAUGGAAAAGUUCCAUUAAUUUCAGGGAUUCAGAAGAUCCUUUUUCUUCUUCAUCUAGAAGAAGCUGCCCCAACUGGGAGUCCUACACAGUGUUCCAGAAGUAUGAUGAGGAGAUGACGUUCCUGAAUCGAAUUAGUGCACAGAAACUCAGUGAAACAGAAUCUCUUAGGACGAUUGAAGUAUUUCCAAGGUCUAUCUCACAGAGGAUCGUACAUAAAUUUACAACCAAAAGGCCUCGUGGGUACAGUAGAAACCCAUAUCAUGAACUGGAGAAUGCUUAUGUAGCGCAAAUUUGCUUGGCAUGGGAAGCUCUUAACUGGAACUACAAGAACUUUCAGCGUUUCAGAGCUUCACAAGAAGGAGAUAUUGGCUGUCCUGGUCGAAUUGCGCAGCAGGUUCAGCAAUUUCAGGUUUUGCUACAGAGGUACAUCGAGAAUGAGCCUUAUGAGUAUGGCAGGAGACCUGAAGUUUAUGCCAGGAUGAGGAUUUCUGCACCGAAACUACUUCAAGUUCCUGAGUUCCGAGAUUCAGGUGAUGAUCAAAAGGAGGAGUUUGGAUCGAAGAUCUCAUCAACUAAAUUCCUUAGAAUAAUGGAAGAUGGAAUUCGAACAUUCAUGAAUUUUCUCAAGGCGGAUAAGGAGAACCACUGUGAGAUCAUUAAAUCUUUUUUUAAGAGGCACCGUGGGGUCGACCCAAUUCAUCUAAAAAUGGUGAAGAAAGCAAAUGAAAAAAAAAAGAGAAAGCUUAAAGAUCUCUGUCGUGCUCACAAAUGCAUAAGAAAAAGAAAGUUAAGCGAGGAGGAGGAGAUGGAGAUACUGAUGGGCCUGAUAGAUCUGAAAGUGGUGUCUAGGGUGCUGAGAAUGUCUGAGAUCAAUGAAGAACAGUUACAGUGGUGUGAAGAGAAGAUGAGCAAAGUAAGAAUGUGGGAAGGGAGAAUUCAAAGAGAUUCCUCCCCACUUUUCUUCCCUGCACACUGACCCACCCAGAUUAUGUUGCUUGACGAUUGAUGACUAGAUCAUGAAUGUGCAUGUCAUGAAUAUCCUACAUACAUAGGUAAGCUUUUGUAAAUACUGUAUACAAGUUGCAGCAAUGGACCCACAAAUCAAAGCAAA
This is a messenger RNA of Nelumbo nucifera (sacred lotus), 1863 nucleotides long. RefSeq lists its product as uncharacterized. Lineage: Eukaryota; Viridiplantae; Streptophyta; Magnoliopsida; Proteales; Nelumbonaceae. The record is from RefSeq and is a predicted model, not a curated record.